Molecule: messenger RNA, 1080 nt
Organism: Penicillium macrosclerotiorum
Lineage: Eukaryota; Fungi; Ascomycota; Eurotiomycetes; Eurotiales; Aspergillaceae
Product: NAD(P)-dependent alcohol dehydrogenase
Exons: 2
Coding region: 1-1080 (359 amino acids)
Biological process (GO): alcohol metabolic process
Molecular function (GO): alcohol dehydrogenase (NADP+) activity; zinc ion binding
Source: RefSeq, a predicted model, not a curated record
AUGGGAUCCACCGAUUACAAGUUUGAGGGCUGGAUGGGCCUUGACAAGGAGGCGGCCAAUGGCAAAAUGGUUUGGCAGGAGUUCGAGCCCAAGCCUUGGGAAGAGACCGAUAUUGAUAUGAAAGUCACGCAUUGUGGUAUUUGUGGCUCGGACAUGCAUACGCUGCGCAGUGGAUGGGGUCCAACUACUUACCCAUGCUGUGUUGGGCAUGAGGUCGUCGGCAUCGCUGUUCGGGUCGGCUCCAAGGCCGAAGGAAAUAUCAAGGUCGGCGACCGGGUGGGUGUGGGUGCACAGAGCGGUGCUUGCCUGAAUAAGGAUGGUGAUUGUGAGGCUUGCGCAACUGGCUUGGAGCAACACUGCAACCGCAUGGUCGGCACAUACAAUGGAACAUUUGCCAAUGGAGGCAAGUCCUACGGCGGAUACUCGUUGUAUAACCGAUCACCCUCGCACUUUGUCGUCAAGAUUCCCGACGCUAUUCCCUCCGCAGAAGCCGCGCCCAUGCUUUGUGGUGGUAUCACGACAUACUCCCCUCUAAAGCAGCAUGGCUGUGGUCCUGGCAAGAGGGUCGGCAUCAUCGGUGUUGGUGGACUGGGUCACUUUGGUAUUCUCUUCGCCAAGGCUUUGGGUGCCGACUACGUCGUAGCAAUCUCUCGCAAGGCCAACAAGAAGGCAGAUUCGCUUAAGCUUGGAGCGGAUGCCUACAUCGCGACAGAUGAAGAUGUAGACUGGGCCCAGAAACAUGCGCAGUCCCUUGACCUUAUCAUUUCGACGGUGUCCUCCUCCAAGAUGCCCAUUAUCCAGUACUCUCAACUGCUCCGGACCCGGGGCACUUUUGUACAGCUGGGUGCUCCCGAAGACGGCGGUCUUGAGAUUCCAGCAUUCGCAUUGAUUAUGAAGGGAAUCAAGUUGGGCGGCUCACUGAUCGGUAGCCCCGAGGAAAUCCGAGAGAUGCUGGAGCUGGCCGCGAUUAAGAACAUCCACCCAUGGGUGGAAGAGCGACCCAUGAAGGAGGCCAACCAGGCCAUCCAGGAUAUGGACGCUGGAAACGCUCGGUACCGCCUGGUCUUGGUGAACGAGUGA